AGUGCAUCCGCUAUGACAACGGCGCCGGACCGGUCUGUCUUUCAUCCCCACCCUUUUCAUUUGGAUUAGUAACUAUUGGAAGCGAUAGAACCAUCCUCCAAAGGCUACAACUGGUAAUUGAACCAUCGUGCAGGGAGAUAUUAAAAACCUAUGCGUACACGGGUUUCAGCUGGCUGUCCAAAUAUCCCUGGUUUCCGUCUCCCAACGUGCUGUGGCGUUUUCUUCUUCCUUCGAUCGCCCUUGCUAUCUUUCUCAGAAAUAUGUCGUCGGGUAAUCCUAGUCGGUCGCCUUUCGAUGUACCAUUUGAUGAGCUGCCGAACCCAAAGCAAGUAUGGGUUGGCAAGCCAGGAAGCCGCGAAGAAGGAUUAGGGAAGCUUGCGAUCUUGACCCCCGAGGUGGUGGCCAAUGCUGCUGCCACUGAAAUCAAGACCGGGCGACGGGUGACGAUGGGCUGGGAACUGACCAAGUUGGAUUAUCCUAAUCUGAACCGUCAACCAUGCCACCAUCAGAUCAUUCCGCUUUUGGGCGGUGUGGCUUUCGACGAUGUCUAUACCAUGAAUCCUCAACAAAGUAGCCAGUGGGAUGGUCUGCGGCAUUUUUCGCAGACGGUUGAGGGCCAAACCGAGCGUGUGUUCUAUGGUGGCGCAACCGUCGAGGAAAUCAAUGAUCGAACGAACAAUCGGAUCGGUUUGCAGCAUUGGGCCAAAGAAGGGAUUGCUGGUCGCGGGGUAUUGAUCGAUUAUGCCACAUGGGCAGAAAAGAGGGGAAUCAGAUACAGCACAUUUUCGACACAUCAAAUCCGGCUGUCACAUAUCAAGGAGAUUGCCAACGAAUGUGGCAUUACUUUUCAAAAGGGCGAUAUACUUUUUGUUCGCAUUGGAGUGACGAAGGAAUGGGAUACCGCCAUGACAGAUGACCAGAAGCGGCAAUACUCGGACAAUCCGAGCCCGGAGCAUGCAGGUGUCGAGGCAACUACAGAUGUGCUGCGAUGGCUUUGGGAUACCGGGUUCGCCGCGAUUGCCAGCGAUGCAAUUAGUUGGGAGGUUUACCCACCCCAGUCGCCUGAUUUGUUCCUGCAUGAGUAUGUACUUGCGGGCUGGGGCAUGCCAAUCGGAGAGCUGUUUGAUCUAGAAGCACUGUCUCAAGUUUGCCAAGAUCUCCAGCGCUGGUCUUUCUUUGUGGCAUCUAUCCCCCUGAACAUGCCCGGAGGAGUAUCUUCACCCCCCAAUAUCAUGGCUAUAUUCUAAGCCGGAUCUACCGACAGCGCUUUAGUUUGGGGCCAAACCGCUUGUACACGACAGCCAUGGACGCUGAAAGCGGAUCAUAUUUUCCAAUUUUCCUUCUCCCAUAUUCGUGACGAAAUUCUGGAGGUGGAGACCUUCAAAGGCUAUACAUAGCCGAGAUGAAAAUAAGGAGGGACAAAUGGAAGUGGGGAUGAAGUGUAGUAAGUGCGCUUUUGAUUAAGCGACGAGAAUGAAUGAGAAAGCACAUACAUACCUAUUCGGACAUCGGGUUUAGAUAGUAGAGCUAUAGCAUG
Aspergillus eucalypticola CBS 122712 is the source of this 1537-nucleotide messenger RNA. RefSeq lists its product as uncharacterized. The coding region runs from base 261 to 1247 and encodes 328 amino acids. The record is from RefSeq and is a predicted model, not a curated record. The transcript has 5 exons. Gene Ontology annotation, molecular function: arylformamidase activity. Lineage: Eukaryota; Fungi; Ascomycota; Eurotiomycetes; Eurotiales; Aspergillaceae.